GGCAGGCAGGCAGCAGACAGCAUUGGUUGUGUCGGUCACGGCUACCUUCACACACACACACACUCACUCACUCAAGUCACACACACACACACGCGCGCGCAAUUUACAGUGAGCAGAAGUCAAGGGAAAGAAGUGGAAGAGCGCGCGUGUGCAGAGGGAAGCGACUACCCGGACGGCGACUGCAACCGUCCACUUGAGAAUCUUGACAGAUAUACCCAACCACCACACAAAGAGACACAUACAGACACACACACACACACCCUCUCUGUGUUGCGAGAUGUCUGCAGCCCUGCUGAGGACCCUAGGCGAGCUCCAGCUCUACCGCAUCCUGCAGCGGGCCAACCUGCUGGCCUACUACGACGCCUUCAUCCAGCAGGGCGGCGACGACGUGCAGCAGCUGUGCGAGGCCGGCGAGGACGAGUUCCUGGAGAUCAUGGCGCUGGUGGGCAUGGCCAGCAAGCCGCUGCACGUGCGCCGCCUGCAGAAGGCGCUGCGCGACUGGGUGACCAACCCGACGCUCUUCAACCAGCCGCUGGCGUCCCUGCCCGUGUGCAGCAUCCCCGUCUACAAGAUGCCCGAGGGCGGCGCCCGCAGCCCGCACAGCCCGAGGAGUCCGCUCCUGGGCAACGGGAACGGAGGCGGUGGGAGCGGCGGAGGUCGGGACGGGCACACGCUCCGCGUGCCCAAAGCGUUGCUGGGCAACGCCUGCCUGGACGGCAGCCGAGAGGGCACCCCGGUGCCGGGGUCGCCCCUGCAGAGCAGCGCGGGCGGCGGCGCCGAGAGCGGGCGCUACUGGCUGGGCGGCAGCCACGCCAACGACAGCGAGCCCAGCCUGUCGCCGUGCGAGGCCACGUCGCCCUGCUCGCCGCGCGACGCCCUCGAGGCGCUGGACGCCGCCGCCGUGCAGUCGGUGACGGAGUGCGUGGACAGGAUCGCCCAGGAGCUGCCCCGCAGCGACCCCGCCGAGGUCCGGGAGCAGGUCAGGGGCAACAAGAAGCUGGCCAAGAUGAUCGGGCACAUCUUCGAGAUGGGCGACGACGACCCGCACCGCGAGGAGGAGGUCCGCAAAUACAGCGCCAUCUACGGGCGCUUCGACUCCAAGAGACGGGACGGGAAACAUCUCACUCUGCACGAGCUCACAGUAAACGAGGCCGCGGCACAGUUAUGUAUGAAGGACUGUUCCCUGCUGACCAGGAGGGACGAGCUGUUUGGUUUGGCACGGCAGGUGUCCCGGGAGGUCACCUACAAAUACACCUACAGGACCUGCAAGUCUCGGUGUGGUGAUGAACCCUCUCCGAAAAGAAUCAAAUCUGAGGAGGGGUACUUUGACCUGCAGGAGGCGCUCCAGGCCAUCUACAUGCGGCAGGAGACCCUGCGGGAGCAGCUGGCCUGUGCCAAGACCAAAGGGGAGGAGGUGCUCAUCAGGAACCUGCAGAUGCAGCUAGAGCGUCUGCUGGGUAGACAGAUGGAGAUCCUCCGUGACGCGGCUGCCCAAGACCGUCUCCAGGCUCUGGACUGGAAGAUUCCAGCCGUGGCUCUCAAGCACCUCACGGCCCGGCAGCGUGCCAACACCGUCUCCCCUGACAACUGUCGUGAACAACCAGGUGAUAGACCCUUGAAUCUGCGCGUGUCCAAUCCAGGGGAAGGGGACAUUCCACUCGGCAGGCAGCUAGCCAAUGAGCUGAAGCGACAUCAUAAUCACAUCUCCGAGGAGACCAGGAAGCAGGGAGCAGAAAAUGGACAUCAGAAGUUCAGUCUUUUGGAGAAAACGGUCAUAAAGUCAGAGCCAGAGGACUCCAGAUAGUGUCUCUGUCCCCAACUGUCAUCCCAACUGUCAUCCCGUUUAUGUUCUAGGGUCAGCCCAAGGUCACCCACUGCCUGUUGUCCGUGGAUACCAAGCACAGGAAUAUUACAGCACUGCCUUAACAGCCAACAAUGCCUAAAAUAUAUAUUUAUUUUUCUUUUACUUUUAUUUGUAUUUUUUCAGUUUUCCCAAAGCGCCUACACCUCCAGUGAAACCUGAGAUAGACAGAGUACUCAUGUCAUUGAUGGCAGUUAUGUUUUGAAUGAAUCCAUUUGUACAUAUUGUUUUUUCUUUUCAUUGGUUUUCUAAUAUAUGUUAUUUAAGAACGCUUCACUUUCACAAAAAAAGGACAAACAUUUGUUCUUUGUAUGUACUGUAAAACAAAGCCUUUUUUGCUUUAUUUAAUUCUGUGAUUGACAGUAAGACCAAAAAGGCGAGAGAAAUGAUUUUGUUGUAGUUUCAGCAGUUAAAACUGAAUGGUCUUCAAUGUGAGAAGGAGGAGACAGGGGCAGGUGAUUAAGAACUCAAUGACGUUCUGAACCCAGGUCUCUUUCUGACAGUGCAGUGGGGUGUGGGUUGGAUGUUCUGUCUCACAGCAUCGAACCUUGGGGUCCCCAAUCUCACUGACGCGCAACAGGCAACGAGGAAAGAGUUCCAAACAAAGGAGGCCGCUGCAUGUGAUUUAGAUUCCAUAAUUUAACAAACAUUUGGCCAACAACAACAACAAAAAAAAACUAAAAAACUUAGAUGAUGCACAACUGACUUUGCUCGUUGCUUUUUGCAUGUCACUGAAAUCAGGUCCCUGUAGGUGUUCAUAUGGAAAAGGAGGGUAUGGCCAUUACAGUGUCCUUAGAAAAAGUGUUGUCAGUGUGCCAAAAUAUACCAAAUACAGUAUUUUGUCACUUUGAAGUCAAGCUUCGUAGUUCGGGUGUUUGGCUUGUUGUACAGUACCUUUAUGUCAAUCAACAUUACUAGUCUUAGAAAUUCUUGGUGUGUCAGGCGUUUUUGUUUUUUUUUGCACUCCUCGUUUUAAGCGUCCUUUUGUUAUUAAAUUUAGAUGUGUAACGAUUGUCUCAUUUGCAAAUUCAUACAUGUUCACUAGGAAAUCUCAAUAGACAAGUGAAUGAUAUUGUGUCAUUGUUCUAUAUCUAAGCUGUAUGUUUUUUGGAUUCUACCAUUGUCUUGUGAGUUGAAACAGUUCUGCCUCCAACCUCGGCGGUUGCGGACAACUCCCCUUCGCACUCUUUCUCCGAGUGCUUUCAGGGACUUUGUGUUUUGCACUACUAGUUUCUCUCCUCAAUAUUUCUAAACACAUAAUGUAAUUCUCCCUUAAUAGUUCUGAACUCAGAUUAAGUCAGUCAUCGAUGUUUAUGGAUUUAGAUAAAGUCACUCUUCAACAUUUCAUUGGUGUAUCCCAUCCUCAUUUGUAAAAAACCCACACGCACUCUCUCUCUUUCUCUCUCUCUCACACACACACACACACACACACACACACACACACACAUACACAUACAUACAUACAUACAAGGAAUAUCAUUUUUUAUAGAUACAUGUAAAUGCAUAAUUGUAUUGUAAUGGUUAAACAGUUCAUUCAUACUACUCGUGGAAAACCAGUCCAGCUGGUGGUUAACUGGUCAAUCCAAAUGUAAAAUUCCAUCACUGCUCAUCCAUCUUAUGGUGACGAUGUGUUUGUAGUCCUCAUCAGUUCUCCUGCGAUGCAGCUGCCUUUGGUUUACACAAGUCACCCACCAUAUGGCUGCUGACACAGCUUGUGUGUUUCCCUGCAAUCCUCCAGAUGUUCUCCUUGUUGUGUCAGGACGGAGGAUAUGUAAGGAUAGUUGCUAGCCAUUGAACUGUAGACCAUUGAACAUCAUUGUUGUUCGGUUGUUGUAAGUGACCGAUUAGGGUAUAUGUUUGCAUAGUCGUGCACAUUAUUUUCAUUUUUUGUAAACACUAAUAUAUUUUAUUUGUUUAACAGCACAUAGAUAUUAAAGUUUAUUUUUUGAGACCA
This is a messenger RNA of Sardina pilchardus (European sardine), 3815 nucleotides long. RefSeq names its product NGFI-A-binding protein 1-like. The record is from RefSeq and is a predicted model, not a curated record. Gene Ontology annotation, cellular component: nucleus. Gene Ontology annotation, biological process: negative regulation of DNA-templated transcription. The transcript has 8 exons. Lineage: Eukaryota; Metazoa; Chordata; Actinopteri; Clupeiformes; Clupeidae. Gene Ontology annotation, molecular function: transcription coregulator activity; transcription factor binding. Bases 278 to 1804 code for a protein of 508 amino acids.